AAAACUGUAGGCUGUCAGAGAAAUCAAGUGAAAUAAAAGUAUUUAAAAACUUUAUUAAUGCGAAGCGCGAUUUCGAGUGAAAAAUUACAGAUCAAUUGAUGGCGGAAGUGCACAUAAUUGGACAAAUAUUGAAAGCAGUUGAUUUCGACGAGCCGCAUCUAUUCUGCACGUGGACCCUGCAGAGCGGCAGCGCCUGGCGCUUGAUUCAAGGCGAGGUACACGGACAAACACACGUCUCGUCGAACCGUUUGGAGAGCUGCUCCGACUUUGCGGCGCCCUUGGACAUUCACCUGAGCUGCGCUGCCGUCCAGGGCUGGCCCACACUGCUGGUGGAGGUGCACGCAGUGAACGUGCUACAGCAGUCCUGGCCCGUUGGCUACGGCUUUGCCCACAUUCCAGCCACUCCCGGUGCCCAUCGGGUGGAGAUUAACACCUGGAAGGUUGCGCCCAACGGCUGGUGGCAGAGCAUUCGCGAGCGCUUCGGCGGCGGCGGAGCGUCUUUGAGCAAAACCGAUCUGCUUUUCUCGGGCGUAGAGCGCUAUAAGCUGCAGACACGUAGCUCUGGAAAAGUCAUCGCUGAUCUCCAUUUAAUCUUUCGCAAGUUCGAGGAAUACGGCGUGGAAUUCCAUUAGAAAUGGAGAAGCUUCUUCUGCUGUCGGUCCUGUGUCUGAUCACAG
Drosophila pseudoobscura is the source of this 677-nucleotide messenger RNA. RefSeq names its product B9 domain-containing protein 2 (gene B9d2). The coding region runs from base 99 to 632 and encodes 177 amino acids. Gene Ontology annotation, biological process: cilium assembly. The record is from RefSeq and is a predicted model, not a curated record. Lineage: Eukaryota; Metazoa; Arthropoda; Insecta; Diptera; Drosophilidae. The transcript has 3 exons. Gene Ontology annotation, cellular component: MKS complex.